AUGGGCAGCGGCAGCAGCCGGCGGCGGGGGCCCGCGGGCAGAGCGGGGCAGAGCCGGGACCCGCCGGGGACCGCGCCGGCCGACGCCGAGGGGGCGGCGGCACCACCCGGCCCCGGCUACCGAGCCCCGGCCGCCGGCGGCAGCGCCGAGCCCCGGAGCGGCGCGGAGGCGGCGGGAGGCGGCGGCGGGGCCCCGCUCCAGCAGGCGGUCCAUGUCCUUCCUGUGCUGAGAACAUCAGACCUGGAUUCAGUGCUGCAGGCUUUGUCAACCAGAAGCCCACCAAGCCCAGAGAACAACAACCUUGAUCACCAGUGCCCAGAAGGCAGCAAGAAGCCGCUGGGGCAGCCCACGAUCCUGUACGAUUACUCGGAGGAGGAGCUGAUGGCCAGCAUCGAGCGGGAGUACUGCCGCUGA
Messenger RNA from Melozone crissalis (California towhee), 414 nucleotides. RefSeq names its product cystin 1 (gene CYS1). The record is from RefSeq and is a predicted model, not a curated record. NCBI's taxonomy places the organism in Eukaryota, Metazoa, Chordata, Aves, Passeriformes, Passerellidae. The transcript has 4 exons. The coding region runs from base 1 to 414 and encodes 137 amino acids.